ACGCUCCCCACGGCCGUCAAGAAAUUCCAGCGCCUGCUCACCGCAAACGGCGAAGCGCUCCUCUCCGGCGAAGCCCUCCGCGCCCUCACCGUCUUCAACUUCAAUGGCGCUACGCCCGCACCGGGAGCAAAGGGCGGCGCCACCAAGGCAGCAAAUAUCGAAACCUUCCCUAUCCUGACUGGCUUGGGCAUCUCGACGACACUGGGCUUCUUGGAUGCGUGCGGUAUCAACACACCGCACGUCCACCCCCGCGCUACCGAAUUUCUCACUGUGGUCGAGGGCAAAGUAAACUUCGGAUACAUUCUCGAAAACGGACUUGUCGCGGCAGGCAACAAUCAAGAGAUCGCGGGCACGCUGAACAAAUUCGAGGGCACUGUCUUCCCCAUGGGAUCGAUCCACUACCAGAUCAACCCGGAGUGCAAGCCCGCCGUGUUUGUCGCUACUCUCAACUCCGAAGACCCGGGCACCUCGCAGGUCGCGCAGAAUUUCUUCGGCCUCAACCCGGAUGUCGUCAACGCUACGCUCGGGUUUCCCAAGACGAUUGAUGGCAAGAACAUCGAGCAGUUCCGCAAGACGAUCCCCGCGAACAUCGCCCAGGACAUCGAUAUCUGCCUGGCGAAGUGCCAGGACCAGGGCCAGGGCCAG
Trematosphaeria pertusa is the source of this 645-nucleotide messenger RNA. RefSeq names its product RmlC-like cupin. The annotation marks the transcript as partial. The transcript has a single exon. Gene Ontology annotation, cellular component: cell wall. NCBI's taxonomy places the organism in Eukaryota, Fungi, Ascomycota, Dothideomycetes, Pleosporales, Trematosphaeriaceae. Gene Ontology annotation, molecular function: manganese ion binding. The record is from RefSeq and is a predicted model, not a curated record.